Molecule: messenger RNA, 324 nt
Organism: Angiostrongylus costaricensis
Lineage: Eukaryota; Metazoa; Nematoda; Chromadorea; Rhabditida; Metastrongylidae
Source: the annotation of a GenBank genome assembly
CUGAUUCUCAAACUCCAAUGGUUUAGAAUCAGUUAUUUCAAUUCAAACUUCAGAGCUGCCGGUAGCAGAGGCAUUGAAAUCAUUGUGAAUUUUCACCAGUGUACUAAAAGAAAUGUUGGAUCUGAAACCUCUCAACUGGAUAAACAUAUUUGUCUUGGUGAUGUGAACAUUGCAACCGGCUUGGGGGUUUACACACCAAUUGGUCGACUUGGCAUUCGUCGUGAUUUCGACCUUGCUUUGGGAGGAUCGGGAAGAAGUGGCGGACGCAGUUUUGGGUUCGGUAACGGCUAUCAGCAACUUGUUGGUUCUGUGCCUUGGGCAUAA